This is a messenger RNA of Symbiodinium natans, 3216 nucleotides long. The record is from the annotation of a GenBank genome assembly. NCBI's taxonomy places the organism in Eukaryota, Dinophyceae, Suessiales, Symbiodiniaceae.
AUGUGGUGCCUGUACCGUCGCUGCGGAAUUGGCCCAGAUGCGCGUGCGGUAGCGACCCAGAGCCCGGUUCGACUCUUGCGGGGCCGGCCUCCUGUGCUCCUCGGAAGAAAGGUCAGGCGAGAACUGCAAGAGGUCGAUGUUCAGAAAGAUCCUAACAAGGCUGCCGUGCCUGCGGGUCCUGGCGGCCUCGUCAGUUUCAGAAAACUUUGCGAAACAGCUUCGCAGUCUGGUGCCCACGACCCGAAGGCGCUCUCGCUGCUUCGACAGGCGGGAAGACUGGCGCGCACACCUGCAGAGUCCGCACUGGUGGUGAAUCACUUUGCGGCCGUGUCGCGGGACGAGCCUUUCAUCCGGUUCAUGGCCGGGAAGCUGAUUUCCUGCAGCCUUGCUGGCCAGAGCAGGCACGUUUGUUUGGCAGCUAGCGCUCUGGCACGUGCAGAGGUUUGGGUGCCAGGGUUUGGCUCCUUGGUGGAUCAAAUUUUCGGCCACACUCAUCCAGAGAUCUCCUUCAGAUGCCUCACAGCCAUCGACGUUGCACAGAUCUGCCGCUUUGCUGCUGUUUUUCGCAAGCCCUUGCAAGCCAUGGGUUUGUCGCAGGAACGAGUCUUGGACGCAGUUCACACGCGCCUGCAAGGUCUGGAGGACUCCGGGGAGCGAGUGGAAGCCACUGGACUCAUCUCCUUGCUGAGAUCAGUGGCCCUAGUCUCGGACAGCAUGGCUACAGCCCCAAAUCCUUCAAAGCCAUUCGCGCUCUGGCUCCGCACCAGACUGGUGAAGGAGCUGCCCCUCUGCUCCCCACGGCAACUUGCAAGUGCCUUGUUGGAUCUGGGAGCACUCAAGCUGCUGGAUGACAGCUCCCUCCUGCAGAUACAGAGAGAGGUGACCCGAAACUGGAGGUCCAACAACAUGCGGCCUCGUGAUCUUGCAUCCAUCAUCUCGGCAUACUCAAAGCUUGAAGGUGUCCCCGCGCGUCAAGCUGCGAUAGAGCCGCUCCUGCCUCAGAUGCUCGAGAUGAUGUCCACACUCUCCGGUGCCAGCCUUUGCGAGCUUCUGCACGGAUUCGCCUCUGCUAACAUCUAUGACCGGGUGCUCUUAGACGAGUGGUCCGACCACUUUGCUGCGAAGGUGCUGGGCUCUCCAGAGGGGCCUGCUCGCUAUGCCCUGAGCCCGGCCGAACUGUCGCUUGCAGUGGCUGACUUGGCCAAGCUGCGCUAUGUGAAGAAGGACACCCGACGCAGUUUCUCUGCCCUCCUGGAACAGGUCGUGGAUGUUGCUCCGUCUCUUGGUGGCCUGGCUGUUUGUCACGUCGUGUGCGCGUUGGCGCGGGUCUCUCCUGCCACCACCCCCACCACCCCCACCACAUUCACCACCCUCGCCACGCCCUCGGCUUUGGUGGACAGCUCCGCGGCGGAGUUCAGGUCUGCUCUUCUAAACAGGCUCGAGGCCCAGAUCCUCGUCAAGGUGGAGGAGUUGCGCCCGCAGGGCUUGAGCGCCAGCGCGGCGGCCUUUGUCAAGCUGCGGCACUUCAGUGAGGGGCUCUUGAGCGGCCUCACCGCCGCGGCGGCCACCCGCUUUGCCAGCUUUUCGGCGGAGGACUUCUCCAUGUUCUCAUCUGCCAUUGGGACUGCGCAGCAGAGCUUGGCGCAAGGCUGGUGUGAGAAUCACUUGGAGUUGCUGGGUGAGCAUGCAGCUUCCGCGCUCCAGCAAGGGUCAAGUGCUUGGACGCCAAGGCAAGUUUCGCAGGUGUUGCACCCCUUUGUCGCCCAGAAGCGCCCUCCACAAGACUUGAUCCAUGCUGCCGUAUCACACCUCAGGAAAACAUCCACGAACUACUCGCCACGCGAUCUGGCAAAGCUGUUGAGCAACCUGCACGGCUGUGGAGUUCUCCACCGCGACGCCGCAGUGGCUGCAGAUAUUUUGCAGUCAUCCGAAAGGCGCCUGCGACAUCGAGGGCCUGAGAUAGUGGCCGUCGCAAACUCCUUGGCGCAGCUGCGUCAAGUUAUCCCUGUGUCACAACUCAGGUAUCGCUUUCGCAGGCUGAGUAUCAGCGUCCAGUUGGCCUUGGCCCGAAACUUGCUGUCACUCCAAGACCAGGCCGACGUGUUGCGAAUCUGGGCCUUGGUGGGGCUCAGGGACUGGCGCCUCCUGGCCGCGCUGGCCACGAACGCCUCCCAGGCCAUGGAGGCCGCCGCCACCAAGCUGUUGACGGGGCUUGGGCAGUUGCCUUUCCCCGCUGAGGACCUGCCUCAAGCAGUCUACGCAUAUGUGAAGCUGGGAGCACCGGACUCGGUGCAGCCCAAGUAUCGGGAUUCCAUUCUAGAGUUCCUCGUCCGGGCCAUGAAGGCACUUCUGCAGGUCGAUGCUGUGCCGAGACUUGGGGAGCGGGCUCUGCGCCAGCUGCUGCUGGGCAUCGCCUUCUGGGGGCCACCAAAGCGCACGUCGCCGCCUUUGGAAUCCGACGCAGAUUCGCAGGCUGGAGAGCUCCGGCAGGCUCUGCUAAAGCAGAGCCUGGACUCCUGGCUUCAGCUGGAGAGCUGCAACCUGACCGGAGAGACAGCCCGCAUGGUUGUGGCCUCUGCCUCAAUGGAGUUUGGGGUCCAAGCCGCUGAACUCACGGCCGCGGCUGCAACACGCUUCCGGCAAGUUCAGAGGCCACAACAUGCAGUCGCCAUCCUGAGCCAGUCCAUGAACGAUCUUCAGUCCUAUGAGCGCAGUGUCUUUAAGGCGCUGGAGAAACUGCUGGCCGCCCGCUGCAAGGCGCCUGGGCCGCCAGCCGUCGUGGGGCAGUUUAUGGCCCCGUGCUGCGACGUGCGGCUGGCCGUGCCUGCCUGGGAGGUGGCAGUGGAAGUUGGCUUGAAGAACCACCUCUUCGAGGGUCCCCGUGAAGCCUGGGCAGAGGGGUCCGAAGGCUGGGGUCGGAACCCUGAGAGCGAACUAGAUCAUGGACCCAUCCCUGGCGACUUCAUAGGUGAUGAGAUGCUCGAGGAUGAGCAAAGCUGGUUCAACGUCGACGGAGGCGAAGGUCUGGAUGCCUCACCGGGUAUUCCGUGGCAGCAGCUUCCAGCUCUUCGCAUAAGGCUUUUGCGUGCUUCCGGUUGGAAGGUCAUCGAGAUUCCCUACUACGACUGGCGAAAGCUCGGGAAACUGGAGCAGCAGAAAUUCCUCGGCCAGCUGCUGAAGCCGUAUCUGUCUGCGCCCAUGCAAAGAAUCGAGUAG